GACUGUGGAAAACAAGCAUGUGGCCCAGUUGUUGCUCAGUACUGGUACCUGUCCAAGAUGUAUCUUCAGAUUCUGUGGUGUGGAUUUUCAUGCACCAUACAAACUUCCCUACAAGAUGAAGAAACUGAGGCACAGAGAGGUUAAGCAACCUGCCCAAAGUUACACAGCUAUUAAGUGAGCAAGCUAGGAUAUGAACUGUCUGUCUGAAUCCAAAGCCUAGAAUUUGGAGCUAGAAGACAUGGAUUUGAAUCCCAGUUUCACCACUUUCCAGCUUCAGUUUUCUUCUCUGUAAAUGGGCAUGAUGAUAACAUCCACCUCACAGGAUUUUAAGGGACAAUAUCUAAUAAAGAGUUGCUCAGUGAACUGCAAAAAUUUCUGGAAACUGCAAAAGAUGAAUUAAUUUCAGAAGUUCCAAACCCACCUCCCAAGAAAAUUCGACUACAAGAACUAGAAGAUGGGAUUGAUGGGAUGGAUAAUCUGAGUCAAAAUGGAGAGGGAAAGAUCUCGAUUAUUGAAGAUGGAAGCAUUGCUUCCAAGAACUCAAAUUUAAAUGUAUGCAAUGUAUGCCUAGGAAUUCUUCAAGACUUCUGUGAAAAAGAGUUCAUUAAAAAGGUGUGCCAAAAGGUUGAGGCCUCUGGGUUUGAAUUCACCAACUUGGUAUUGUCAAUCUCCUUCCCACCACAGCUAUCUGUAAGAGAGCAUGCUGCAUGGUUGCUGGUAAAACAGGAAAUGGGAAAGCAGAGUCUGUCGCUGGAAAGAAAUGAUACAGUUCAGCUAAAAGAAGCCUACAAAUGGAUAACUCACCCCCUGUUUUCAGAGGAACUGGGUGUUCCCAUUGAUGGAAAGAGCUUGUUUGAAGUGAGUGUGGUCUUUGCUCACCCAGAAACAGUUGAGGAUUGCCACUUCCUACGUGCGAUAUGCCCAGAUUGUUUCAAGCCAGCCAAAAACAAACAGUCAGUAUUCACUAGAAUGGCAGUUAUGAAAGCUUUGAAUAAGAUUAAAGAAGAGGAUUUCCGCAAGCAGUUUCCUUGUCCUCCAAACUCACCAAAGGCUGUAUGCAGUGUUGUUGAAAUUGAAUGUGCUCAUGGUGCUGUUUUUGUGGCUGGGAGAUAUAAUAAAUACUCCAGGAAUCUACCACAAACUCCUUGGAUAAUUGACGGAGAAAGGAAGCUGGACUCUUCAGUGGAAGAAUUAAUUUCAGACCAUCUUUUGACAGUGUUCAAAGCAGAGAGCUUUAAUUUUUCAUCCUCUGGGAGAGAAGAUGUAGAUGUGAGAACAUUAGGAAAUGGAAGGCCCUUUGCAAUUGAGCUGGUGAAUCCUCAUAGAGUACAUUUCACUUCACAAGAAAUUAAGGAACUUCAGCAGAAAAUUAAUAACUCGUCUAACAAAAUCCAAGUCCGUGACUUGCAGCUUGUCACAAGAGAGGCAAUAGGUCAUAUGAAAGAAGGUGAAGAAGAAAAGACCAAGACCUAUAGUGCCUUAAUAUGGACAAAUAAAGCAAUACAGAGGAAGGACAUUGAAUUCCUAGAUGACAUAAAGGACUUAAAGAUUGACCAGAAAACACCUUUACGGGUCCUUCACCGGAGGCCCCUGGCUGUGAGAACUCGCAUCAUUCACUCCAUGGAGACACACUAUGUGGAUGAGCACCAUUUCCGCCUCUACCUGAAGACUCAGGCAGGAACCUACAUUAAAGAGUUUGUACAUGGAGACUUUGGAAGAACGAAGCCGAACAUUUGCUCUCUGAUGGAUGUGACUGCAGACAUUCUUGAGCUGGAUGUUGAGUCUGUAGAUGUCGAUUGGCCGCCUGCUCUGGAUGACUAGCUUUCAAUGGGAAACAAAGAGUAGGGUUUUCCAGCAAAAUGUGGACGUCCAUUCAGCAUACACUGUAAGAUGGCUGUUUUUACCCACCAUAACGGUGUCUUGGAAACCAUUUGGAUCAUGUUGAUCUAUCUAUUUUUAAAUUUGUUGUAACAUCUCAGGAUCUAUGUACAUGUAUAUUUUGUGUUGAAUUGUCCUAA
Aethalodelphis obliquidens (Pacific white-sided dolphin) is the source of this 2018-nucleotide messenger RNA. It is a transcript of the gene PUS10, whose product is annotated as pseudouridine synthase 10. Lineage: Eukaryota; Metazoa; Chordata; Mammalia; Artiodactyla; Delphinidae. Gene Ontology annotation, molecular function: pseudouridine synthase activity; RNA binding. The coding region runs from base 469 to 1821 and encodes 450 amino acids. Gene Ontology annotation, biological process: tRNA pseudouridine synthesis. The record is from RefSeq and is a predicted model, not a curated record. The transcript is spliced from 18 exons.